Struthio camelus australis is the source of this 6291-nucleotide messenger RNA. NCBI's taxonomy places the organism in Eukaryota, Metazoa, Chordata, Aves, Struthioniformes, Struthionidae. The record is from RefSeq and is a predicted model, not a curated record.
CAAUCAAUAGUUGUCUGUUGCUGUUCUAUUCUAAGCAACAGAAUAAAAAAGAAUUUCUCUGCAAUAACUGUAGUGAAAUAUUUCACCAGUGAGAAGGCUUUUGUUCCUAGAAAGGCUAAUUUAUAAAACAGUAUGCUUGCCUUUUAAUGUAAUUCAGUAUCAAAUUGAUUGGUAUCAGUCAUUUAUUCCUGCAAAAUAAAUGUCCUUUCAUUAAUGUAGCAAAUAGUUAACCUCCUCCUCCCCUUUUCUAUUCUGUUUUCCCAUCCCUAUUAAAAGUUUGUGCCUUGGGGCCUACCAGCAGGGCAUGCAAUACCUACAUUAAACCAAAUUUAAAAGUGAGGGUGCUCCUGCUGCUAACGUCCUCAGAUCACAGACAUGCAAAAUGAAGGAACUGGCAGGUGAAACUUUAAUGGUAGGAAGUGUAGACUGAAUACUUGGGGAAAAAACACAGUAGCUCUAUAUGACAAAAAAGUCCUAUUAGCAUUUAUGUAUUUCAAAAUGACAAGCUAGGCUAUUCUACAUAACCAUGGGGCUUUCUGCUUUUGUUCUAACUAACCUGUAAGUAUAGUACUCCUUCUGAUUUUUAUUCAAAUGGUUGUUACUAUUACAAUUGCUUAUUAUUUUAAAUGUUAAUAUAAUGCCUGUUGUUGUACUGCAUACCACAUGAUCAAUCAUUUCUCCACUUUAUGUACUAAUUUAAUAAAAUAUUGCGCACAUUUUAGACCUAGAUAGCUUGGGGAAGCAUAGGGAAUCACAUGCAUGUCUCUGGAAACAGGUACCCCUCUGCAAAUCAAGAGCGUUCCCAUGAAAUAGAGAAAGCCAUUAAAGGGAGUAUCAUAACCAUUCCUAUGCAUUAUGUCCUAGUGAAGUAAUGCUGAGGCCUGAAAAGAUUUGUGUGGAACUGGAGCCCAGUUUUACACACGAUGCAAUGGAAGUGAGUUCACUGGGAAACAGCAGAAGAAAGAGAAGUACCUGAAUCACUGUGAAGAUAUGAUUUCAAGUAAUGUGGGUUUUGAUUGUUUGUUUCUUUUAGUUAAAAUGAGUAUGUUGCCUCCAGUGAUUCUGCAAAGGCCACAUGGGCAUCCCACCUUCAUAGAGCAGACAGUUUGCCCACCAUUAGACUUUGCAAGGGUUCAUUUGAUCAAAGACAAAGAUGGCAUAGAUGAUUAUUUGGCGAAGAAUAUCAAAGGGCUGUCAAAACAAGAAGCUGCUGCUUGGAGGAAUUCAUACAAGAAGAACAUCUGCAUAGACAUGCUGCGACAGGGUUAUCACAAGUCCUUCUCCGAGCUCUUCACUCUGAUACAGAAGUGGAAUGCCUUGAGGGAGGCUGCAGGGCCUGGGUCAGCCAUAUGGCAGCAGAAGUCCCUGGAGGAACAGCCUGAUAAGCUGGAUCAGCUUUACCACUUCCUGACCAGGGCUGAGGCAGCCCAGCGAGCAGGGUGCUAUGAGGAAGUGUACAAUAACCAGCUUAACUUGGCCUACUGCUUUAAUGACCCUGAGGACAAAUGGUUAAGGAAUUACUUCUAUGAACAAUGCUUUAACACUGCUCAACUAAUAAAAAUUGAUGGUGGAAAAAAAGAAGCACAAGCACAUGCAGAUAUGGGUCUCAUCAGUGAGGAACAAGGUCAUAUCAUGAAAGCUGCUGAACACUAUGAAGCAUUUUAUGAGCUAACAGUGGGCUCAACGUGGAAGGAUGAGACAGGCCGUACGUACAAUUCACUGGCAUGUGAAUAUCUCUGGAAAAUUUAUACAAUUCUAGCAGACAAAAUGCUAGAAAAUGAAGAACACCAAAAGGCCAUCAAAACACUAAUAAAAGCUUUAAAAAUGGCAAAAGAAGGAGGUGAUAUGAAGAUGGAAGGAGAAGCGGCCUAUUGCUUAGGUUUAGCAUAUCAUUUUGCUGGAGAAGAACAGAGAGCAAUACCAAUUUUGAAUACCUCUGUAAAAAUUUUUACAGCACUAUGUGAUUCAUCUGGCCUAGGCAGAGCAUAUGAAGCUAUAGCCAAGAUUCUGGUAAGUCAGGGAAAAGUGUCUGAAACUGUCACGUACUUGGAAGAGUUUGUGAAGGUUGCUGAGAAUGCUCAUCUAAGCCGAAGCCUGCUGGAUGCAUGCGUAUUACUUGGGAAUCUUUGCAAUGAAAGAGGGAUCUAUAGUGAAGCUUUUGAAUAUUUCAGCCGAGCUUUUGAGGCAGCAAACACUUUAAGUAGUUUGCCCUUAGUGGAUGAAACAAAGACUUAUUAUGGCAUUGCAAGGGCUCAUAAAAUGAUGAUGGUGGUUAACAACCAUAUAGAAGCAGCAGAUCUCAUCAGCAUGAAGUACCUGCUGACAUGGAAGGAGAACAGAAGUGACGUGUGCACUGACCCUCUUACAGUCGAACUUAAUAAAGAAACAAGUGCCUCAAACCCCCUGUGAACCACUUUGAAAGACCAGUUCGGGAUCCUUCCAGAGCAUACCUGCUUACUUAAAGAAAAAAGCUGAUAACUGUAAAGAAUGAGUUCAGGAAGAUCCUUAAAGUCAUGCAAAAAAGUAAGAAAUUCAUGAAUUUCGAUAGGAAUUGUCAUUGUCAUUUAAAUAGGAGCGCAUUGUUGCAGUAUAAAUAUCUGACAGCCCUGUGUUCUUGUGUGACUGCUGUGUGGCUCAACGUGUCACAUGUAUUUUAUCAAAAAUAGCUGGUCAUUGAAAUAAACAGAAAAAGAGAAGAGUAAUACAGAAGAAAAAGUUUCCUGUUUUUGCUACUAUUACUUAUUGUCUUCCAAUGUGUCAAAACCCUUCUGUUAAGAUACUAAGCAUGCUUUAUGCCCACUGAAGUGAAUGGGAAUCCAAGAUUCUUGAUACUUGGUAAGAUCUGGUUCUAAAAGUAUCUGCAGAAUAUUCUGUAAAUCUCAGAUUAUUGUCCCGUUGAGAAAACUCCAAGCUUAAUGCCUUGUACAUGGGGCUUUCAGUGAUUUUACCAUGGGUGCAGCUGGAACUCAACGAUAACAUGAACAGAACAGAUCCAGCCCAGGUGCACACUGAAGUACGGUUUUGAUCUAAUUUAUAACACAAGCUGGACCUGAAACACAAAUCAGUUUGUUUAAGCUCUAGUCGAGCACAUUGAUGAAACUGUGGAAGACCUGUCUAGUCAAAGCGUUCAAAGUGCCAUUGACUGUCUCACGUGAAACGACAAUCUAUAGACACAACUGAAAUGAGCAUGUUUCACAAUGAAGGUGCAUGCGACAGAGUACCUGUAUGUCACAUUUUCAAAACCGUAUCCAAAAUUGUCCCCAUGAAGCCUGUGUUCGUUCACACAAUCAGGUAAAGCAAAAAUCUACUUAGACUGCUUCUGACAAAUAAUCUGAAGCCCGGAUUCCUGUUUUGGAGUCUGUAUGGAGAAGUCUCUCCUAUUUUCAGCUGAUGAAAUUCUCAACGGUGGGUUGCCCUCAUGACCCGCAGCAGUCUGACUCCUGCAGUCUUCACCACAGAGGACUUUUUCCAGCAACUGUCACCCUUGGCCUGGAGAACAGCUAAAGGACAGGAGAUGGCAGUUGGCACUUUGCAAAAUACAUGUCAAAGCAGGAUUCAGGACCUGAUUUGAAUUUAAUUUAGGAAAAUUGAUGCUGGCUUUCAUAUUUUGCAUGUUCUUCCAAAUUACAAAAGCAAAGGUUUAUGAAUGCAAAUAACUGACCUCUCCUCUCUAGAAAGGAACGUUUCCAGAUUCAGAGUUUGAAACAGGCUCCAUUAGGCCUGUAAUCAGUUUUUAUGACGGUCUUCGAGCAGGAAAUAGCUUUUGCCGUAGUAGUAACUCAAUCCACUGGUUUUCUUCACUGGUUGACAUGUGACAGUAGGAUUUCUGCCUAUUAAAACAUGGUAAAAAGACAGCAUUAACAAGUUCUCAUUCGACUCCAAUCUCGAUGUUCAUUUAGAAUGUUUGCAAAAGGCUGAAAAGUUGUCUAGGAAUGUUCCUAGCUACACCUAUUCACACACGUAAGCAUACAAAUCUCCUUACUGAAUGUUAUGCUGAGGUAAAAAAUUCAAGAAGACAAAGAAGGGAAACAGGACCGUAAAGUAAAUAUAAACAUUAACACUAUCCAGUUGUCCCCUUAUAUUUGUGUUAUCGAUAUGAAAUACCAGAAGUAUGGUAAAAGCAAUACAGUGACUUCACCAAUAACAUGUGAAAAUCACGUUAAUCUGAAAACUCUCCUAAUCUUGAUAAGCAUAGGAAGACUGCUGGAAGAGGUUGCUACUUGUAGGUAUUUGUAAUUCCUCUCUUGCCAGAAAAUUAGCAAAAGAAAUGGAGCAUUUGAAUUUAUCCCUUUCAGUUAAAAAAAAGCAAAAAACGAUAAGCCCAAUUCACAUUCUAGAAAAGCAGAUUAUCUUUUUUUUUAAGGGCGAGUUCCUAAAUUCUUAACAGUUUUGAACCUCAUUUACCUUUCUGCAGCAACUGAACAUACUAUGUAUUUGUGUCCCAGAAGUUACUAUGCACUUACAUUAAAUAGCAUCCAUGAUGACUAUUUUUUGCCAGUCUACACUACUUACUAAGUGUUAACUUUCGUAUGUUUACGAAAAAAUGAUCACAAAUACAUCCUCUAGAAGAUUAGCUCUCCCAUACAUUUUGAUAGUAAUUUUUUUAGUCAUAAGGCUUUUAAUAAGGGGACUUUUAUUAUCCUGCAGUGAUGUAGGUUGAAGUCUUGAUCUUCACAGUCAGGAAGUUCCAGUAGACAGUGCUGUUUACUGAGUACCUCCCGCCCAUCCCUGUAACUAUUUGGCUGCCAAAGCACUACCUGCUGGGCAGAAAGCAGCCACGGGUCUGCUCCUUGCAGAGUUUUUAGCAGGAAAAUGAAAGCUCUGCUUUCCAGUUUAAACUAAUGGGGCAAGGUGGUUAGGCAGAAUCUAGUUCCAUACAUUAUAAUUUGAACAGGAUCCUGGACUCCUUCCCUACUCUUGGACACAGGCAGAGCUCCAGCGAUAACAGAGAGGCCUCGGAGUAACGUCUCACACGAUAUAGCUGAGAGCGCAAAGCUCACUGUUACUUGGCCGCCAUACUGACUCAGUAUUUCUUUAGAAGAAAAAUCACCACUUACUGAAUUACCAGCACUUCUUCCAGCAUCAGUUUUUCUUUGGUGAUCUCUUGCCAGACAUAGUCCUGCUCAUAAGAACUGCUGAGAUCAGGGCUCAAGUUAGUAUAAUGGAAAUUCUUUCCUUUGUCUCUUUAUGUGGUGGAUUCUAUAAUGUCUUUAAGGAGCUCUUCAUAUGGAACAGAAUCAUUCUUCACCCCGCCUGGCUCAUUAUCACUGUAAUUCUUUCUCCAAGUUUUUCCAGAAAGCCUCUAAUCCCUUGUCCCUUAGGACAUUGCAAACAGAAAAGAAUACUCACAACAGAGUAUGAAUCGCAGUUCCAGGUUUUUCUGUGCUCUGAGAAAUUGUAGAAAUACUUGACGUUAAUGAAAUGUUGAAAGCAGGUAAAUCAGUUUAACCCGUGAAGCCAGUUGUCUGUGGCACAACAUCAUAGACUUGUCAAACAUAGUACAGCAAAUCAGCUUCUGAAUAGUUCUGAAAUGGUAAUGUUGCUGUCUUUAGAAUACGUUAUGGGAGACUUGGCAAUUAAAACCGCUUCUUGGCUAAGAUUUUAGUGAGCUUUGUUGUGGAUGUAUCAGAUGGUAUAUUUAUUGGCUAACAAUUCAUAGCAGAGGGGAAAGUUGCGCCUCAGAAAUGAAUCUGCUUAUAAUUAUGAAAAGCAUCUUUUCUGAACAUUAGUGAGGUGUGUCUUGUUAAUUAUGAUGAUAUAUAGAAGGUAUUUCACCAUCUACCUGUGAAGCCAUUUGGAAAAUUAACGUUUGUGUCAUAGAAAGGUCAUCACCAUUCUGGAAGUAAUAGAUUCCUCUCUAAAUAGUCCAUCCAAAUGCAGACUAAGAAAUAAACUACAUAUACAUAACUGCAUACCUAGAAAUAGAUGGAAUAAAUAAGAUUGAUGAUAGAUAUUACGAAAGCCAUGUUUUAGUUUCCUGUUAGGAAAAAGUAGAAAGUAACUGGAAGAAACAAUAAUACACAUGUAAAAAUGCAAGAAAUAGGUUAAAGUCGUAAGUAGUUACGUGAGAGUCAGCUGUUACACAAGGUCAGAACUCAUCAGCCUUCAUAAGUGAUAUAUAUCAAGGACUUUGUCCUGAGUUCAGUCAGGUAUUUGGGAAUACAACUCCUACAAACAAGGGAAUGAGGACCACAGGUUUUUUUUCAAAUCUGUCCUGUUUGAUAGCAUAGUGUAUCUCUAUAUAGCAUUCUGUGUAUCUCUAUAUUUUCCACAUUUUUGCCUCCAAAUAGA